CAUCUACUGUGUUUUGUGUGUUUUUCUUCUCAGCUCGAGAUGCAGACGAACGGGAGAAGUGGAUCCAUGCCUUAGAGGGGACUAUUCUCCGUCACACCCUCCAACUGCAGGUAAGUCACUCACUCACUAGCUUCACUCUUGUAAUACUGGGGGUACUAGUCCCAAGCCCUUGAGUUCGGCUAAAGAGGAGAAAGAUUUUGCUCAACCUUUUUAUUUGAGAUAAGCUUUCUCAUAUGAUUGGGAUAACUCUUGCUGUUGUUGCAUUGUCAAAAAAAUUAAUAAUCCAAGUAUGUGUUUUAACCUUUUAAAGAAGGAACAUUAUGUGAACAUUAGUUCUUCAAUUUGUUAUUUUGAUUACCUAAGACCACAGGAAAUAAUAGAGGAACUGUUGAGAACAUUGAGCAGUAGCAGUUUGUUUCACCUUUUGGAAGCAUGUGUUGUCAAAUUAAACUUUCAUGCUAUUUGUUGAGGUCUUUUGGAUGCAGGAAAUUGGCAUAUCUAAUUAAUAUCAUGCCUCUGUCAGCCUCAUCCCAACUAGUAGCACUGGGACACUGCUGGCAGGCUAAAGCACUCUGGUUCUAAUCAGUGCAAGGGUUAAGAAGUCCUCUGAGAAUAGAAAGAAAUUAGUCUAGACACAGUAAGAGUGUCCCUGUGUGGUUAGGAGCACAGGGAGCACGGUGUGGUUAGGAGCACAGGGAGCACGGUGUGGUUAGGAGCACAGGGAGCACGGUGUGGUUAGACUGUUGGCUGGCGAUGGGUAUCAUGUUUAUCUAUGAAAGCCUGUUUGUAAAGAGUGCCUUGUAUUAGUUGCUCUCUGAACUGCUAAUUUCCGGCUCUUAUUUUGAUUUGUGCCCUUUGUGGCUAACAAAUAUAGGCCUACUUUCUCUCACCACCCUUCAUUCUACCCUCCAGUUGUUUAUGUACCUUCUGUUCUUCUUUUCUUCUCUAACCCACUCCUCCCCUCUGCUACCCCUCCCUCUGCCUCACUCUCUCCGAUCCCCGCCCUCAGUGUAAAAAAAACACUGCUGACUGGCUGCCUGCUUACAAACACUGUGUAAGUGUGGAGUCAUAGCGGCAUCAUGUGACCUGGACCGAAUCGGAGCCCUGCUUACUCUAUCAGCCAGACAUCUGCCCCGCAGCUUUAUCCAAUCAGAGCAGCUGUUGUUGCUUGUCACAUGGGCUUGUGCUGCCUUUUUUCUCUCUUUUUUUUAAAAAGAAAGUAUUUGCUUCCUGUCAGAGAGGAUCCUGGAUUAACUUUGCCUGCGUAUGCUGCUGCUCAGCUGAUGUAGAACGUACUGUAGAUGUACCAGACGAUUCUGAAGUGUUGUUUCUGCUGGCAGUCUGUAGGAGUGGACAGUUGUUUGUUUGCGUAAGAGAGGAGCUUUAGGGUCAGCUUUGGCCUGUGCAUUUUGACGAGGCAUGUCCCUCAGGGCUCUGCGUUCUGUGAGUACCACACUGGGGGGAAAUGGUUGGUUGGAGUACAAAGAUGCAGUUCCUAACUGGGUCAUGCUGUGUGGAAAGCCAAAUGGGGAGGGGAGGGGGUGGGGGUCUGAGUGAAGGGUGGGCUAGAUUGGUGAGCUUUCAGGUUUCUUAUUUCCAAUGUCUGGUGGUUAGUGGGGGUGGGUGUGGAGGGAUUGUCUGGUUAGAGGAAGCUCUAUUUGGGAACAGAUUGAGUGAACAUGCCAAAGCUGCGGUCACUAGCCUACAUGACCGUCCUCUGGGUGUAUAAACUGCUCUAGUCCAGCAGAAAGAUCCCCUCCAUCAUGGUGAUAUGGACUUGUGUUGACAUAACAGAAAUAGAGAGCAAUAUUGACUCUUUUUUUCCCUCUGUGUUUGUUUGUAAUGUUAAAGGCUUUGUCCCUCUGCGAUUAUGAGGUUAGGGUCAUAUUGAUAGCAUUUUCUUUAACCGUUUGAACCUCAAAUACAACAGGGACCCGCUCAACAGUUUUAUAUGUAAAUAGUGUAUGAUAGAACUAUGUGAAAAUUGGGAUGGAAUGAUUUUGAUCACUGGGGUAAAGAAAUUACUCUAAAAGUCUGACAUGAAUAGGGGGAAACUCAAGAAACUGUUUCAUGUUAUAUUUCAUGUGUCUUUGGAUGCAGGUGUUAAAACAAUACAGCUUCUCAUAGGUGUAAAAAUCAGUCCAUGUUGUGUGAGGCCUUACCCUCACACCUAGCCAGCACUAUUACUGUAGUCAACAUAACCAUAACCAUGAGCAUGCAUUUCCCCGCAAGUGGGUUGAAGUCGCUUUCAAAUUCAGAACCUACAGUUGUGGCCAGGAUUUUUUUUUAAUUAAGUAGAUUUGAUUUCCUGGCUACCCAUCCACAUCGCUCCAGCCAAACGCCUCGCCCACUAACGUUUCUUCUGCACGAUGAGUCUGGAUUUGAUCUCCUCCCCGGCAUCUUCUCGAAUGCGAACGCAUUCAAAUCGUUCUGAUUGGUCCCAGAAAUCAAUUGGUUGGGCCAGAGCCUGAACACAUGUGGGUAAAGCGGUGUUUCGGAAAUAGUAAUUGGCUUUUGAUACUCUGAUUGAUUAGAGACGAUCCAAUUGCUAAUGACUUGUUUUUACAAAGCCCCUUACUUUGAUGUAAGCAGAAACGACUACGAAGGUAGUCUCAGACUGAAUGUAUGUAGUGAUAGGGUAACAGAAUUAAAUUCAGGCAGAGUCUUCAGGCAAGGAUUUGAUAUCCGGCAUUUGUAUUUAUUAGGUUUUCUCUUUUCUGCCUCUUCAAAUUUCGUUGAUAGAGGAAGAACAAGAGAGACAUCAGACAUGUCUGUUUCUUAGAAACAAACAUGAAGCUGUGUGGAUGUCUGCUUGCCCACACACACACACAAAAACACCCAUGAGAAUCCCAAUGCCCUCACUGCUGUGACUGUGCCCACUUAAGGUUCUUAGAGAGGAGACCGAUGUAUUUUUUUGGUUGCCCCCCAAGCUCUAAAGAGCACUAAUGCUAGCCUCAUCUUCCCCACAAAUUGAAAGAGGACUAUUCUUAGCUAAGUGCCUGUUUUUUAUUAUUUGCUCAGGUACCUCUUUGGCCACCAACACUAAGCAACUUCCUUCUAUAUUGAUAGCAAACUACCUUUGACCCUAAAGGAGUUAAAAAAAAAAAAAAAGGCCAGACUUUGGUCUCUAUAAAUAAAGCUUGCUAGGUUUUUACAGUUGACACUUUAGACAACGCUGGGGUUAAUGUGUGUUGAUGGCUUUUCUUCACAUCCCUGUACGAUACACUUCAGUUGAGAAACAGGUGUUGUCCAUCUGUCGAACCAUAGGACACGCUAAGACCAGAGCAGCACUGAGAGAGGGGAGUAUAUGAUUUACUAACUGUCGAGCAAAGUGGUUAUGGAUAUGUUUUAAGAGUUGUGGUAUUGUAAGGUAAGACUGCUUUGGUUAAGCAUUAGUUUUGAGGGUUUUUGAGGUUGUUGGGUAUUUCAUUUCUGUAUUUUAGCCUAGUUAACUUCCAGGUAGUGAAGGGAUUGUUCUUGAUUUGUCAUCAGCAGGCAUGGUCAGGCAGGCUGGCAGGCAAAGCCUUUUAUGUCGCCUUUAAACAAUGCUAGUUGAACUAUUCGUAUCACUCUACUUACAGUACAAUGCUGGAAGCUUCUCCCAAACAGUUGCUGUUUUGUGCUGCUACAACCUGCUUUUUCAAAGCCCCACCAGGAGAAUUUUUAACUUUUUUUAAUCUGCCAACAAACUUUCAGAAUAGAGGCACUGGCAGAGGAAAAUUCUUUGUCCAAAAUAGGUUACCAAAUGGUAGCAGAAAACUGUCAAACUGUGCUGUAAAGUUAGACUAAGAAUGUUCUGCUGUUUUUUCUAUUUUAGGAGGCAGAGACAGGAUUUGUUCCAAGUGUCCAGGACUUUGAUAAGAAACUUGCGGAGGCUGACGCAUACCUACAAAUUCUAAUUGAUCAGUUAAAGGUGAGGCUUUUCCACAUCUGGGUGACUAAGUAUGACAGUGACUCUAAUAAUAACGGUGACUGACUCGUCACUGCAUCAUCGAUGAAUGUGUUUUUAUUCAGCUCCUGAUUUGAGUGUAUCCCCUUCAGCUCCUCAUGCAUCUCCUCUCUUCCAGCUCUUCGAUGAGAAAAUCAAGGAUUGCAAAGAAGAUGAGUCACGCAGAGUGAGUGACAUCUCAAAGAGAAUAUUUUCUGUCAGUCUCUGUUUUAGUAGCUGUGAUUCACUUCCUUAUUGAGAUCAUGAGUUUUAGUUUUUGGUCAGUUUGGAACAUUUAAACUCUGUUAUUUAAUAUGGUGAAGACCAUCACCUAUUAUGUUGUGAUGAACAUAGGACACAACUAUAGUUGGAGUGAAAUCAUUGUUCGGCUGGUCUAAUGCCAUGAUUGUGAAAGCGUUUGAACAAAGCAUGUUUCUGCGUUGGUUUCACAGGUUUCACUGUGCCAAUCUUUCUCAGUCAAUGAUUUACCUAACUUUGAGUCAUGAAGUCUAGUUAGGUGUUAACAUAAAGUCUGAAGGGAAACAGGCAUUUUUAAUCAUGUUUUUCUCCUUUUAAGAAAAUUGAAAAUUUGAAGGAAACCACAUGUGUAAGUGAAACCCAUUUUUAAAAGUCCUUAUUUUCAGAAUCUCCUCCUGUCUGAAUUUGAGUGCGGUGUUUCAUUCUCUGUGCUGUUUCUCUUUUCAGAGUAUGGUAGAGUCCAUCAAGCACUGUAUUGUAUUGCUGCAGAUUGCAAAGGUAAAAAGGACUCAUUCAUUUGACUGUGGUGGGGCUCUAAUUGCAUCACUGUCAUGUCAUUGUUGUGAGAUCACAUCAUGGUGCACUGCUUGUUUUAGCCAUGCCAGUAGUUCUCCACUUAGCUACAGCCUGGGUUGUUGUUUAUUGUGGGCAGUUUGCUACAUUCCAUUAGGUUCCAUUUUGAGGUUUUGGAGAGGUGAUUCUCACAUACACUCGAUAAUCUUAAUGCUCAUAAUGCUUUUCUUGUGUUGGUGUUAGAAUUACAAAUGCUCUGACUUUCGAAAUAACUUGAUGGUUGCUUGAAAGACAAGCUGUUAAGCUCAUAUCACCAUUACAUACAAAGAGUUGAACAUUCCUCAAGUAAUGUUUUCUUCUCAACAUUUUAAGGAUCAAAGUAACGAACAGCAACACGCAAACGGACUGAUAGUAAGUUGCGACGUUCUCUGUCCAUUAGAAAUAUUGGGAUCAACCAAACCUCUAUCCUUCUUUUCCGAUUAAUUCACGCUAAACUAUAGAAAAAAAGACAAAUCAGAUAUGUAAAAGUGCAUGCCAUUUGAUUAGAAAAAAAGCUUUAUCCGGUAUAUUGCUCUUUCCUUUGCCACGCCACUAUCCCCUUUUUCAGCUGAAUAUCAUUUGUUUUUCUGUUGCUGAUAAUAGUGAGGAACUUUCCUCUUUACCACUCCUUUUAGACACAGAACAUCAUUCUGCUUCUUUUAUUAUUUUUCUCGCCAUCAAUUUUUUUCCUUACUGUGCAUGCCUAUUGAACCAUCAAGGACUAAUAGAUGUCAACCAAUCAAAGGCUGUUUACUGGCUUUACUCUCUUCCCAUUCAUAUUUUUAAGUCGGAAUCCCAUAGGAUCAGCCCGCCAGGCAGGUCUUGUGACAGUAAUCUCUCUGGCCAUUAGCCUUACACAUAUAGACCCUCUUCUAACCAUGCCUUAAGCACUCUCUAGCUCUAACCCCUUCCCUCAGCCUGCACUAGAGGCAUCCUUUGCUGUUGAUUUCAUCUCUACCUAGCGAGGCCACACUGGUUCCACCACGAUGGAGCAGCAACAUUUCUGUAAUUGGCUAUAAUUAGGAGUGGCUGCCUUACUAUCCAGAAAGCAUGUGGACAGCGGGAGGGGGGAGUUAAAUCUCCCAAAUCUCACACCGACCCCAGUUCUAAAGAGCAGAGAGAGGACUUACUAAACUUCACUGCAUGCCUUAAUUUCCUUGACUUGUUUCAUAUUUCCACUUUCCUGACUGUAAAGAUCCUUAGUUGAAGUAGUGACUUCUGUCUGUUCAGUAGAGUAGUGUGAAAUCUUCCAUUCUGCACAGUGCCCACACUGAUUUUCAGAGCACAUUCUCCUUCAUUCUCUCAGUCAUACCUCAGCAUGCUGCUCGUACCACACUGUUGUGUUCAGAGAUUGUGGAGGACUUGAUGAUUUCUGACUUCUCCUCAUGUUCUGCCUCUUGCUGUUGACAGAGUUACAGGCACAGGGUCAAAGGUAUCGCUGACCCAUAAAGCUAUGGCAGCAGUGUACUUUGUAUAAUGUGUGUACAUCUUUUAAAGAGAAAUCGAAAAGGUUAGACCACAGUUAAAUAUAACUAGGAUUAAAAUCUGUGGGUUUCAAAUCACAGGAUAACUUUAAAAGAUAAGUUAUGCCAUCACAUUCUAUAGCUCGCUGGAAUGGGUUUUGUCCUACAUUUUGCAGGGCUGAAAAUACGCUUGAGAUAGUAUUAGGCUUUACUGUGUUGUGAUAUACAGUGCCCUCUGUAAUUAUUGGGACAGUUAAACAUUUUUUUGUUUUGGCUCUGUACUCCAGCACUCUGGAUUUGAAAUGAUACAACGACUAUGAGGUUAAAGUGCAGACUGUCAGCUUUAAUUUGCAGAUAUUUUCAUCCACAUCGGGUGAACCGUUUAUUACAGCACUUUUGCACAUAGUCCCCCCAUUUUAGGGGACCAGAAGUAUUGGAACAAAUUCACUUAUGUGUAUUAAAGUAGUCAAAAGUGUAUUAUUUGGUCCCAUAUUCCUAACAUGCGAUGAUUACAUAAAGCUUGUGACUCUACAAACUUGUUCGAUGCAUUUGCUGUUUGUUUUGGUUGUGUUUCAGAUGAUUUUGUACCCAAUAGAAAAUAAUGGUAAAUAAUGUAUUGUCAUUUUGAAGUCUGUUUUAUUUUAAAUAAUAAUAGAAUGUUUCUAAAUACUUCUACAUUAAUGUGGAUGCUACUAGGAUUAUGGAUAGUCAUACACUUUUGACUACUUUAAUACACAUAUACAGUGGGGGAAAAAAGUAUUUAGUCAGCCACCAAUUGUGCAAGUUCUCCCACUUAAAAAGAUGAGAGAGGCCUGUAAUUUUCAUCAUAGGUACACGUCAACUAUGACAGACAAAAUUAGAAAGAAAAAUCCAGAAAAUCACAUUGUAGGAUUUUUAAUGAAUUUAUUUGCAAAUUAUGGUGGAAAAUAAGUAUUUGGUCAAUAACAAAAGUUUCUCAAUACUUUGUUAUAUACCCUUUGUUGGCAAUGACACAGGUCAAACGUUUUCUGUAAGUCUUCACAAGGUUUUCACACACUGUUGCUGGUAUUUUGGCCCAUUCCUCCAUGCAGAUCGCCUCUAGAGCAGUGAUGUUUUGGGGCUGUCGCUGGGCAACACGGACUUUCAACUCCCUCCAAAGAUUUUCUAUGGGGUUGAGAUCUGGAGACUGGCUAGGCCACUCCAGGACUUUGAAAUGCUUCUUACGAAGCCACUCCUUCGUUGCCCGGGCGGUGUGUUUGGGAUCAUUGUCAUGCUGAAAGACCCAGCCACGUUUCAUCUUCAAUGCCCUUGCUGAUGGAAGGAGGUUUUCACUCAAAAUCUCACGAUACAUGGCCCCAUUCAUUCUUUCCUUUACACGGAUCAGUCGUCCUGGUCCCUUUGCAGAAAAACAGCCCCAAAGCAUGAUGUUUCCACCCCCAUGCUUCACAGUAGGUAUGGUGUUCUUUGGAUGCAACUCAGCAUUCUUUGUCCUCCAAACACGACGAGUUGAGUUUUUACCAAAAAGUUCUAUUUUGGUUUCAUCUGACCAUAUGACAUUCUCCCAAUCCUCUUCUGGAUCAUCCAAAUGCACUCUAGCAAACUUCAGACGGGCCUGGACAUGUACUGGCUUAAGCAGGGGGACACUGCAGGAUUUGAGUCCCUGGCGGCGUACUGUGUUACUGAUGGUAGGCUUUGUUACUUUGGUCCCAGCUCUCUGCAGGUCAUUCACUAGGUCCCCCCGUGUGGUUCUGGGAUUUUUGCUCACCGUUCUUGUGAUCAUUUUGACCCCACGGGGUGAGAUCUUGCGUGGAGCCCCAGAUCGAGGGAGAUUAUCAGUGGUCUUGUAUGUCUUCCAUUUCCUAAUAAUUGCUCUCACAGUUGAUUUCUUCAAACCAAGCUGCUUACCUAUUGCAGAUUCAGUCUUCCCAGCCUGGUGCAGGUCUACAAUUUUGUUUCUGGUGUCCUUUGACAGCUCUUUGGUCUUGGCCAUAGUGGAGUUUGGAGUGUGACUGUUUGAGGUUGUGGACAGGUGUCUUUUAUACUGAUAACAAGUUCAAACAGGUGCCAUUAAUACAGGUAACGAGUGGAGGACAGAGGAACCUCUUAAAGAAGAAGUUACAGGUCUGUGAGAGCCAGAAAUUUUGCUUGUUUGUAGGUGACCAAAUACUUAUUUUCCACCAUAAUUUGCAAAUAAAUUCAUAAAAAAUCCUACAAUGUGAUUUUCUGGAUUUUUUCUCUCUCAAUUUGUCUGUCAUAGUUGACGUGUACCUAUGAUGAAAAUUACAGGCCUCUAUCAUCUUUUUAAGUGGAAGAACUUGCACAAUUGGUGGCUGACUAAAUACUUUUUAUCCCCACUGUAAGUGAAUUUGUCCCAAUACCUUUGGUCCCCUAAAAUGGGGGGACUAUGUACAAAAAGUGCUGUAAUUUCUGAACGGUUCACUCGAUAUGGAUGAAAAUACCCUCAAAUUAAAGCUGACAGUCUGAACUUUAACCUCAUAUUAAUUGUAUAAUUACAAAUCUAAAGAGCUGGAGUACAGAGCCAAAACAACAACAAAAAAUUUAACUGUCCCAAUAAUUACGGAUGGCACUGUAUGUAGUUAGAUAUUGAUUAGGUAGAACUAAAUUAUCCAAUAUUUACCGGAAGCAUAGUGAAAGGUAAUUGAUCUUUCUAGUCAUUGGCAGUGUGUAUUUUAUUUUGUCCUUGUAGUCUGCUCCGUUAAGUGCUACUGCCGGUGUAGAGCAAUGUGUGUUGCAGAUGUACAGUGAGGGAAAAAAGUAUUUGAUCCCCUGCUGAUUUUGUACGUUUGCCCACUGACAAAGAAAUGAUCAGUCUAUAAUUUUAAUGGUAGGUUUAUUUGAACAGUGAGAGACAGAAUAACAACAAAAAAAUCCAGAAAAACUCAUGUCAAAAAUGUUAAAUUGAUUUGCAUUUUAAUGAGGGAAAUAAGUAUUUGACCCCCUCUCAAUCAGAAAGAUUUCUGGCUCCCAGGUGUCUUUUAUACAGGUAACGAGCUGAGAUUAGGAGCACACUCUUAAAGGGAGUGCUCCUAAUCUCAGUUUGUUACCUGUAUAAAAGACACCUGUCCACAGAAACAAUCAAUCAAUCAGAUUCCAAACUCUCCACCAUGGCCAAGACCAAAGAGCUCUCCAAGGAUGUCAGGGACAAGAUUGUAGACCUACACAAGGCUGGAAUGGACUACAAGACCAUCACCAACAGUUGGUGCGAUUAUUCGCAAAUGGAAGAAACACAAAAUAACUGUCAAUAUCCCUCGGCCUGGGGCUCCAUGCAAGAUCUCACCUCAUGGAGUUGCAAUGAUCAUGAGAACGGUGAGGAAUCAGCCCAGAACUACACGGGAGGAUCUUGUCAAUGAUCUCAAGGCAGCUGGGACAAUAGUCACCAAGAAAACAAUUGGUAACACACUACGCCGUGAAGGACUGAAAUCCUACAGCGCCCGCAAGGUCCCCCUGCUCAAGAAAGCACAUAUACAUGCCGUCUGAAGUUUGCCAAUGAACAUCUGAAUGAUUCAGAGGAGAACUGGGUGAAAGUGUUGUGGUCAGAUGAGACCAAAAUGGAGCUCUUUGGCAUCAACUCAACUCGCCGUGUUUGGAGGAGGAGGAAUGCUGCCUAUGACCCUAAGAACACCAUCCCCACCGUCAAACAUGGAGGUGGAAACAUUAUGCUUUGGGGGUGUUUUUCUGCUAAGGGGACAGGACAACUUCACCGCAUCAAAGGGACGAUGGACGGGGUCAUGUACCGUCAAAUCUUGGGUGAGAACCUCCUUCCCUCAGCCAGGGCAUUGAAAAUGGGUCGUGGAUGGGUAUUCCAGCAUGACAAUGACCCAAAACACACGGCCAAGGCAACAAAGGAGUGGCUCAAGAAGAAGCACAUUAAGGUCCUGGAGUGGCCUAGCCAGUCUCCAGACCUUAAUCCCAUAGAAAAUCUGUGGAGGGAGCUGAAGGUUCGAGUUGCCAAACGUCAGCCUCGAAACCUUAAUGACUUGGAGAAGAUCUGCAAAGAGGAGUGGGACAAAAUCCCUCCUGAGAUGUGUGCAAACCUGGUGGCCAACUACAAGAAACGUCUGACCUCUGUGAUUGCCAACAAGGGUUUUGCCACCAAGUACUAAAUCAUGUUUUGCAGAGGGGUCAAAUACGUAUUUCCCUCAUUAAAAUGCCAAUCAAUUUAUAACAUUUUUGACAUGCGUUUUUCUGGAUUUUGUUGUUGUUAUUCUGUCUCUCACUGUUCAAAUAAACCUACCAUUAAAAUUAUAGACUGAUCAUGUCUUUGUCAGUGGGCAAACGUACAAAAUCAGCAGGGGAUCAAAUACUUUAUUCCCUCACUGUACCUAGCUAUGUAUUAUGUUUUAAGACUGGCACCAUUUUGUCUUGACCUGUACAGAGCACCAUCAACCCAGUGGAUGGGAUAUUUCAGCCUUUGGACACUUCUCUAGUCAACUUAGCCAUGCCAACACAGACCACCCUCCCCACAGGUACAGUAUACAUAGAGCCAUACACACAAUCUAAUCUACAGUCCUAUCAGGAAGAUUUGUCCCUCAGAAUAAAAAUAUCCCUUUGAGUCCACAUACUGAUAUUGCAUACAAAACUGACAAUUUGAUUUCAUGGACAUAGAUGAACAUUGGAUUUCAUACUUUCAGAUUUUUGUACCUGAUAAAUGUUUAUUUCCUGAAACACACAUCUAUAGUGCCCCCCUAUUUCUCAGCAUGUGUACUUCCCAAUGUAGGGCAAUCUAAAUUCAGCUUUCUCUGAAAUUGGACACAAAAAUCCAAUCCCAAGGUCUAGACCCAGUGUCAGCAAAGUUUGGUGACAUUAACAUUUUCACAGUCACAGGUUUAUAUUAAACUCUGACUGCUUUGCUGUUUAAAAAAAAAAAAAAAAAAAGCUUGCUCCCUCACAGGUCUGUAAUAAUGUUGAGUCUGUGGCAUCAUAAAGCAGUGUUGUUCUAAUGACAGAGCUUUUUCCUUUUUCUUGUCUCCUUUCUGUAGAUGGCUCCCAGAUGUGUAAAGGAGAACAGCGGCCCUCCACUCUAUCAGUGGGGCCUGUUGUCACGGUGAUGGGCAGCCUGCAGACUCCGACCCCCAACAGCACAGGUCAGAAGUCAUCUCACUCUAGUGGUCAGGUCACCAAUACUUACAGUGCCUUCAGAAAGUAUUCAUGCUCCUUGACUUAUUCCACAUUUAGUUGUGUUACAGCCUGAAUUCAAAAUUGAUUACAUUACCCCAUUUACUGAAAAUAAAAUACUGAAAUAUCUCAUUUACAUAAGUAUUCACACCCCUAAGUCAAUACAUGUUAGAAUCACCUUUGGCAGCGAUUACAGCUGUGAGUCUUUCUAGUUAAGUUUCUAAGAGCUUUGCACACUUGGAUUGUACAAUAUUUGCCCAUUAUUCUUUAAAAAAUUAUUCAAGCUCUGUCAAGUUAGUUGUUGGUCAUUGCUAGACAGCCAUUUUCAAGUCUUGCCAUAGAUUCUCAAGCAGAUAUAAGUCCAAACUGAACAUUCAUUCUUCUUGGUAAGCAACUCGAGUGUAGAUUUGGCCUUGUGUUUUAGGUUAUUGUCCUGCUGAAAUGUUAAUUCAUAUCCCAGUGUCUGGUGGAAAGCAGACUGAACCAGGUUUUUUCUCUAGGAUUUUGCCUGUGCUUAGCUCCAUUCAAUUUAUUUUUUAUCCUGAAAAUCUCCCCAGUCCUUAACGAUUAGAUUAUAAGCAUACCCAUAACAUGAUUCAGCCACCACUAUGCUUGAAAAUAUGGACAGUGGUACUCAUUAAUGUGUUGUAUUGGAUUUGCCCCAAACAUAACACUUUGUAUUCAGGACAAAAAGUGAAUUGCUUUGUCACAUUUUUUACAGUAUUACUAUGGUGCCUUGUUGCAAACAGGAUGCAUGUUUUGGAAUAUUUUUAUUCUGUACUUCCUUCUUUUUACUCUGUCAAUUAGGUUAGUAUUGUGGAGUAACUACAAUGUUGUUGAUCCAUCCUCAGUUUUCUCCUAUCACUCUGUAACUGUUUUAGAGUCACCAUUGUCCUCAUGGUGAAAUCCCUGAGCGGUUUCCUUCCUCUCAAAGGGAUAUUCAAUGUCUGCCUUUAAAAAAAAAGAAUGUAUCCAUCUGCCAAUAGGUGCCCUUCUUUGCAAGGCAUUGGAAAACCUCCCUGGUCUUUGUGGUUAAAUCUGUGUUUGAAAUUCACUGUUCGACUGAGGGAUCUUACAGAUAAUUGUAUGUGUGGGGUACAGAGAUGAGGUAGUUAUUAAAAAAUCAUGUUAAACACUAUUAUUGUACACAGAGUGAGUCCAUGCAGCUUAUUAUGUGGCUUGUUAAGCAAAUGUUUUACUCCUUUACUUAUUUAAGCUUGCCAUACCAAAGGGGUUGAAUACUUAUUGACGCAAGACAUUUCAGCUUUUUUUAAUUUUUAAUAAAUUUGUAAAAGUUUUGAAGUACAUAAUUUCACUUUGACAUAGGCCAGUGACAAAAAAAUCUCUAUUUAAUCCAUUUUAAAUUCAGGCUGUAAGAAAACAAAUUAUGGACAAAGUCAAGGGGUGUGAAUACUUUCUGAAGGCACUGUAACUAGCAGCUGUACUUGGACAAACAUUUCACUCUGUCUCCUAGAACUUGCAUUUAAAUAAAUAAAUAAUAUGCCAUUUAGCAGACGCUUUUAUCCAAAGCGACUUACAGUCAUGCGUGCAUACAUUUUUGUGUAUGGGUGGUCCCGGGGAUCGAACCCACUACCUUGGCGUUACAAGCGCCGUGCUCUACCAGCUGAGCUACAGAGGACCACUAUUUAGGGCUUGAGUAUCCACUCAGUGGGGAUGUCACGUCAUAAUCACCACACAAAUAAAACAGUAUUUACUUUUUUUUUAUUUACUCAUUGUAUUUUUCAAAAUGGGUUUUCAUUAGGUAUGUGUCCCUUGAUAGAAACCGCUGUUAGCAACAGGAAGUUUUGUUUUACUGCUAGAAUGUCUGGGGUAUAUCGGAAGCUAGGAGAGCACCUUAGGUACUUUCUCCAAAUGUCAUUAUUCCUCUGGCUUGGAGGGUCCUGCCUGUUUUCAAUCCUGCUGAUGCUGCUGAAUAAAUGCUGAGCUGUGCACUAAGGAAGAAGCCUGGGAGCACACAUUGCACUGCAGGGGAGAUUAUGCAAGGAACAAACUCCUCAUGGUUCCCUAACAAUAUGGGAACAAUAAGAACAGACAAAUGGUGUCCAUGUGAUCACUGAGAAGAAAGAGGCUGCAUCCAAUUUGUAAGUCGCUCUGGAUAAGAGCGCCUGCUAAAUGACGUAAAUGUAAUAGAGCCUCUAUGUAUGAUUUAGUUCAAAGCAGUUAUAAUUGUUUAUUUACAAGAGUAAACUAUUAAAAGCCAUUGUUGCUAUACAUGGUUUAAGCCCGUCUCAGCUGGGAUCCCCUGCUCACCACCACCCCAUUUUCUCUCUCUCUUUCUCUCUGUCUGUCUGUGUUUCAGGGAGUGGCCCCUCGGCGGCCAGCAGUAGCAUUGCCUCCCCCAGUCACAUGACCAUCACCUCCCACUCGGUCCCUGACUUCUCCUACUCCAGCAGUGAAGACGAGUUCUAUGACGCUGACGAGUUCUCCCAGAACAGCACGUCUCCCAAGCACCUCCUAGAGUGAAUAUCUACUGUCUUUAUCCAUCCACACAGCAGUUUACUGGGGAUUACAGGGACCUAGGACAGGGAUGGAAAUGGUCCACCUGACCACAUCCUGGCACUCUCUUUAUUUCAUGAUUUUAUUGAUCCUUUGUUGUCAUUGUACAUUUCUGAGUUGUACUUGUUACUUAUGGCAAUUUCCUGAAACUGGUCUGAUUCAACCCCAUGUUGAAUACUUGAUGGGUAUGGGUAGGGCUGUGGCUGUCAUUACAUUUUGUCAGCCGGUUAUUGUCAUGCAAAAUACUGCCGGUCUCACGUUAAAUUACCUUUAAUUAACAUAAACACGUUUAGCAUCUCCAUGACUCCAUGCGUACUUUACUAAUCUUGUCUUUACUAAUAUGUACAAUUUAUUUAAAUUUAGAAUGGCCCAUUAUCAAAUGGGCAGGAACGGGCACGGGCAAAAAUACAUGUCAUCCGUAUGCGCUCGAAUAGGUGGUUCGUUUUUCAAUCAUGCUGGGUAGGCUACUCCGGUUAUUUCACUCUACACAUCAACCACUGCUUGAGGAGCAUUGCGCGACAGGUGAUAUUCCACCCAAACUCUGUAUGCGAUGGGCUCUACAACCCUGUUCCUGCAGCUAGCCAGGGCCUAAUUUGGGAAACCAAGUGAAAUCUGUUCGGGAACAUCGGUAGUAACAUGUUUUCACAACUAAACAUAUUUCAUAAAAAAUACAUUUAAAAAAGCCCUAUUACUAGGCUAUUCAAAAUCAAAUACAAAUUCACUAUAGUUGUAGGCUAACUCUGUAAGCCGCCCUGCACAAUCAAUGAAUCAACAGCAUCGCUUAAGCCUACACGUUCUCUCCCAGACUCAUGGAUAGAAAGUUUGGAGCGUAGCAUAAGGUAACCAGUCCAUCCAGUAUGCAUAAUAAUGCAGUCCACAGUCAAAGGCGAUUACAAAAAAAUAUUGAAUUUUGGAGUAUAGGCUAGACCAAUUAUGUACCAAAGACAUCUUAAAUACACUGCUCAAAAAAAGAAAGGGAACACUAAAAUAACACAUCCUAGAUCUGAAUGAAUGAAAUAAUCUUAUUAAAUACUUUUUUCUUUACAUAGUUGAAUGUGCUGACAACAAAAUCACACAAAAAUGAUCAAUGGAAAUCAAAUUUAUCAACCCAUGGAGGUCUGGAUUGGAGUCACCCUCAAAAUUAAAGUGGAAAACCACACUACAGGCUGAUCCAACAUUGAUGUAAUGUCCUUAAAACAAGUCAAAAUGAGGCUCAGUAGUGUGUGUGGCCUCCACGUGCCUGUAUGACCUCCCUACAACGCCUGGGCAUGCUCCUGAUGAGGUGGCGGAUGGUCUCCUGAGGGAUCUCCUCCCAGACCUGGACUAAAGCAUCCGCCAACUCCUGGACAGUCUGUGGUGCAACGUGGCGUUGGUGGAUGGAGCGAGACAUGAUGUCCCAGAUGUGCUCAAUUGGAUUCAGGUCUGGGGAACGAGCGGGCCAGUCCAUAGCAUCAAUGCCUUCCUCUUGCAGGAACUGCUGACACACUCCAGCCACAUGAGGUCUAGCAUUGUCUUCCAUUAGGAGGAACCCAGGACCAACCGCACCAGCAUAUUGUCUCACAAGGGGUCUGAGGAUCUCAUCUCGGUACCUAAUGGCAGUCAGGCUACCUCUGGCGAGCACAUGGAGGGCUGUGCGGCCCCCCAAUGAAAUGCCACCCCACACCAUGACUGACCCACCGCCAAACCGGUCAUGCUGGAGGAUGUUGCAGGCAGCGGAUGUUCUCCACGGCGUCUCCAGACUCUGUCACGUCUGUCACAUGUGCUCAGUGUGAACCUGCUUUCAUCUGUGAAGAGCACAGGGCGCCAGUGGCGAAUUUGCCAAUCUUGGUGUUCUCUGGCAAAUGCCAAACGUCCUGCACGGUGUUGGGCUGUAAGCACAACCCCCACCUGUGGACGUCGGGCCCUCAUACCACCCUCAUGGAGUCUGUUUCUGACCGUUUGAGCAGACACAUGGACAUUUGUGGCUUGCUGGAGGUCAUUUUGCAGGGCUCUGGCAGUGCUCCUCCUGCUCCUCCUUGCACAAAGGCGGAGGUAGCAGUCCUGCUGCUGGGUUGUUGCCCUCCUACGGCCUCCUCCACGUCUCCUGAUGUACUGGCCUGUCUCCUGGUAGCGCCUCCAUGCUCUGGACACUACGCUGACAGACACAGCAAAUCUUCUUGCCACAGCUCGCAUUGAUGUGCCAUCCUGGAUGAGCUACACUACCUGAGCCACUUGUGUGGGUUGUAGACUCCGUCUCAUGCUACCACUAGAGUGAAAGCACCGCCAGCAUUCAAAAGUGACCAAAACAUCAGCCAGGAAGCAUAGGAACUGAGAAGUGAUCUGUGGUCACCACCUGCAAAACCAGUCCUUUAUUGGGGGUGUCUUGCUAAUUGCCUAUAAUUUCCACCUGUUGUCUAUUCCAUUUGCACAACAGCAUGUAAAAUGUAUUGUCAAUCAGUGUUGCUUCCUAAGUGGACAGUUUGAUUUCACAGAAGUGUGAUUGACUUGGAGUUACAUUGUGUUGUUUAAGUGUUCCCUUUAUUUUUUUGAGCAGUGUAUAUUCUUACUUUUUUUUGCAGUGCGUAAAAUUAUUAUUUUAAUUGUUAUUUUUUCGGCCUUGAGGUCACAUAUAGGCCUAUGCGUAUACAUAAGCUUUAAUAUGCGUAUGGAUGUUUUGAAUGAAUCAUCACCUUAGAAAGCACUGUCCAUUUUGUUGUGUUAGGCUUUGAAACAACAUCCACAACGACCAUGGUUUCAACCUGUUGUUGAACUUCUUCAAAUGUUAAAAGCACAUACUGUUUUGAUUGUGUUUUGAUGUGAUUUUUGAUUGCAUUUGCAUUGAUGUCAGAGUGGUUAGAGGGACAAUAGAGCCCUGAGUACCAGGCCAUUAGUGACCUGUUGAUCGUUAGGGAGUUGGGUACUACCAACACAUAUCUAGAGUGCAUAAGAGGAGAUUACCGUGACUCAACAGUCACGUGGAAUUCUACUGCGGUCAUAACUCAUUACUUCCGGUGUGGCGGUAAUACGGUCACCGCAACAACCCUAGGUAUGGGAAAAUGCAACUCAUCAUAAGCUGAUUGUGUUUUUCUAGAGGUGUGUUUUAAUCCUGUGCCUUUACGGCAUAUAUUUCCUAUUAUGUAAUCAGUUAUUUCUUUCUCUGCAUCCCUCCACCUUCAUCUAAAGUGGCGCAGUGGUCUAAGGCACUGCAUCGCAGUGCUAACUGUGCCACUAGAGAUCCUGGUUCGAAUCCAGGCUCUGUCGCAGCCGGCCGCGACCGGGAGACUCAUGGGCGGCGCACAAUUGGCCCAGCGUCGUCCAGGGUAGGGGAGGGAAUGGCCGGCAGGGAUGUAGCUCAGUUGAUAGAGCAUGGCGUUUGCAACGCCAGGGUUGUGGGUUCGAUUCCCACGGGGGGCCAGUAUAAAAAAAUAUAUAUAUAUAUAUAUGUAUUCACUAACUGUAAGUCGCUCUGGAUAAGAGCGUCUGCUAAAUGACUAAAAUGUAAAUGUAAAUCUCUCCCUCCAUUUUUUUCUCUGUCAGUCCCUCUAGGCCUUCUGCUGCUUUGCCUCACAGCGAUGACGGAACAGUGCUGAAACGACCAGACACUAACGAGUCCCUCGACUCCUCCAUGUCUAACGGCACCACUGAUGCAGGUGAUACACGCACAAACGCACAUUGCCCUACUUAUCCUCACACCUGUCUACCCCCAACAAUAACCUACAGUGAGCUGCAAAAGUAUUGGGACAGUGACACAUGUUAUUGUAAUGGUGAGAGGUUAGCAUAUCGUCUGUAACUUUCGCACUCAUCAUUAUUCACAAUUCAUUCAGGACUAUCUGUUAUUAAUGGUAGCAUCCACAUUAAUGUAGAAGUGUUUAGAAACCUAUUCUAUUCUUAUUUACAAUAAAAGUGACCCCAGAAUGACACAAUACAUUAUUUAUCAAUCAUUUCUAUUUGGCACAAAAUAAUCUGAAACACAACCAAAACAAACAGCAAAUGCAUCCAACCGAUUUGUAGAGUCACAAGCUUGAUGUAAUCAUUGCGUGCUAGGAAUAUGGGACCAAAUACUAACUUUUGACUACUUUAAUACACAUACAGUGAGAGAAAAAAGUAUUUGAUCCCCUGCUGAUUUUGUACGUUUGCCCACUGACAAAGAAAUGAUCAGUUUAUAAUUUUAAUGGUAGGUUUAUUUGAACAGUGAGAGACAGAAUAAAAACAAAAACAUGAUUUAGUACUUGGUGGCAAAACCCUUCUUGUAGUUGGCCACCAGGUUUGCACACAUCUCAGGAGGGAUUUUGUCCCACUCCUCUUUGCAGAUCUUCUCCAAGUCAUUAAGGUUUUGAGGCUGACGUUUGGCAACUCGAACCUUCAGCUCCCUCCACAGAUUUUCUAUGGGAUUAAGGUCUGGAGACUGGCUAGGCCACUCCAGGACCUUAAUGUGCUUCUUCUUGAGCCACUCCUUUAUUGCCUUGGCCGUGUGCUUUGGGUCAUUGUCAUGCUGGAAUACCCAUCCACGACCCAUUUUCAAUGGUUAUCACCCAAGAUAUGACGGUACAUGGCCCCAUCCAUCGUCCCUUUGAUGCGGUAAAGUUGUCCUGUCCCCUUAGCAGAAAAACACCCCCAAAGCAUAGUGUUCUUGGGAUCAUAGGCAGCAUUUCUCCUCCUCCAAACACGGCGAGUUGAGUUGAUGCCAAAGAGCUCGAUUUUGGUCUCAUCUGACCACAACACUUUCACCCAGUUCUCCUCUGAAUCAUUCAGAUGUUCAUUGGCAAACUUCAGACGGGCAUGUAUAUGUGCUUUCUUGAUCAGGGGGACCUUGCGGGCGCUGCAGGAUUUCAGUCCUUCACAGUGUAGUGUGUUACCAAUUGUUUUCUUGGUGACUAUGGUCCCAGCUGCCUUGAGAUCAUUGACAAGAUCCUCCCGUGUAGUUCUGGGCUGAUUCCUCACCGUUCUCAUGAUCAUUGCAACUCCACAAGGUGAGAUCUUGCAUAGAGCCCCAGGCCGAGGGAGAUUGACAGUUCUUUUGUGUUUCUUCCAUUUGCGAAUAAUCGCACCAACUGCUGUCACCUUCUCACCAAGUUGCUUGGCGAUGGUCUUGUAGCCCAUUCCAGCCUUGUGUAGGUCUAAAAUCUUGUCCCUGACAUCCUUGGAGAGCUCUUUGGUCUUGGCCAUGGUGGAGAGUUUGGAAUCUGAUUGAUUGCUUCUGUGGACAGGUGUCUUUUAUACAGGUAACAAGCUGAGAUUAGAAGCACUCCCUUUAAGAGUGUGCUCCUAAUCUCAGCUCGUUACCUGUAUAAAAGACACCUGGGAGCCAGAAAUCUUUCUGAUUGAGAGGGGGUCAAAUACUUAUUUCCCUCAUUAAAAUGCAAAUCAAUUUAUAACAUUUUUGACAUGCGUUUUUCUGGAUUCUUGUGUUGUUAUUCUGUCUCUCACUGUUCAAAUAAACCUACCAUUAAAAUUAUAGACUGAUCAUUUCUUUGUCAGUGGGCAAACGUAGAAAAUCAGCAAGGGAUCAAAUACUUAUUUCCCUCACUGUAUAAGGGAAUUUGUUCCAAUACUUUUGGUCCCUUAAAAUGGGGGGACUAUGUACAAAAGUGCUGUAAUUUGUAAACGGUUCACCCGAUAUGGAUGAAAAUACCCUCAAAUUAAACUGACAGUCUGCACUUUAACCUCAUAGUCAUUGUAUCAUUUGAAAUCAAAAGUGCUGGAGUACAGAGCCAAAACAACAACAAAUGUGUCACUUUCCCAAUACUUUUGGAGCUCAAUGUAUUUCUCUGUAACAACAUCACACAUUCUGUUCCUUUUUUGGCUGAUGUUUUCUUUCGUAACAGAAAAGAGGAUGUCAGGCUGUCCUGAAUCAGUGGUGGCUGGUCUACUGUAGGUGUUUUUAACUCUCUGCUGUCUGCUCUGGUCAGAUCAAUUUGACAGCCAUGAUGAUGAGGCGGAGGAUCAGGGGGAGUCUGUGGAGGAGCACAAGAGUGUCAUCAUGCAUCUGCUGUCCCAGGUGCGACUGGGCAUGGACCUCACCAAGGUAAGAGCUCUGUGUGUCUGUCCGUCCUGUCACUCUCUCUUUCUCUCUUGCUAACUGUUUCUUUCUCUUUCCCUCUCUCUCUCUCCUCAGGUGGUCCUCCCCACAUUUAUCUUAGAGAGGAGGUCUUUGCUGGAGAUGUAUGCUGACUUCUUUGCACAUCCGGAUUUGUUUGUCAGGUACAUCACUUCAAAUUCUCUCCAAAUGUACCCAAAAAGAAGGAAAACAUUUUGUUUCAGAAUCCCAUCCAUGGCAUUAUAACCUUUGAUCCAGUGGUGUGACGACUGAUGUUCUCAUCCCCAGUAUCGCGGAUCAGCUAGAACCCAAAGAGCGCAUGGUUCAGGUGGUAAAAUGGUACAUGUCAGCCUUCCACGCAGGGAGGAAAAGCUCAGUGGCCAAGAAGCCUUACAACCCCAUCCUGGGAGAGGUCUUCUUCUGCCACUGGGACCUGCCUUCAGAGAGUGAGGAGCUCACUGCAGUGGUGAGCAUUGACAGAGCAGCCUUGACCGAGCCCAUUGUACCACAAUAAAGACUGACAAUUUAUAUUGAUAUGAUUUGAUUUUUAAACUAGUUUUAUAAUACUAUAAUCAGUGUAAAGUUUUGUGAUACUGAGGCAAGUUUUUUAAUUUGUUUCAUCAAUUCUUUACUGAUAAAUAAAUGCUAACCACCGACCCCUCCUCCCACCCCUCAGGAGCCAUCGUCAGAGGGUCCAGUGCCAUGGUCUUCAGCCAACAGUGUGUCUUUUGUAGCAGAGCAGGUCUCUCAUCACCCCCCUAGUGAGUCUCCCCACCCCGUCAACAUUAGACAGCUGACACAGAACCAGAGCCAUAGAGUUAAGUUAACUGCUAUAACAUGUUUACUGUACUGUUGCCUUUCCUCUUCCUUGUAGUUUCUGCAUUCUACGCAGAGUGUCUCAGUAAAAAGAUUCAGUUCAACGCCCACAUUUGGACCAAGUCAAAGUUCUUAGGAAUGUCAAUUGGAGUCCACAAUAUUGGCCAGGGUAAGAAAUCUCUUCAACCAAUCUCUACCAACGGUAGAUGGCUCACAUCGUCCAUAAACGUGUGUGCUCACACACUUACAAAAACCUUAUGGUCUUCUGUGUAUUCUGAAGUGUGUGCUUCCCCAUUUCUCCUGUAGGCUGUGUGUCCUGUCUGGAACAUGACGAGCACUACAUACUCACCUUCCCCAAUGGCUAUGGCAGGUAGGCUCAUGCUUUUAAAAGUGAAUAGCACACACACUCACACUCUCUCACGUUUGUGGUUCUGGAAAUAAAAGCCCCAGUUCAAUUAAAAAUAAGUUAACUCCAGCACAGUGCACAAAAUGUACUGUAUGUUAAGUGAGUGUGUAUAAAUGGGUAUACCAUGUUAUCUGGAUUCCCUGACCUGACAUGUAAUGGGGUGUUCCUUCUCUCUUCAGGUCGAUCCUGACCGUCCCAUGGGUGGAGUUGGGUGGAGAAUGUAACAUCAACUGCUCCAAAACGGGCUACAGUGCCAGCAUUGUGUUUCACACUAAGCCCUUCUAUGGUGGCAAGAAGCACAGGAUCACCGCUGAGAUCUUGUAAGGAGGAUUUUCUUAUUUUUAAUCAUGCAUGUAGUGUUAGCCUAUUAUUGCUUUAUUUACUGUGCUCAUAGCAGUAUAUGGAAAUCAGUUUUUGUUGUGAUGUUAAAGAUGCGUUCUAAAGGUUUUGGAUAAUUUCAGCCAGUAGUUUUGAAAGUAGCACCCACAAGCCAAAACAGGUCCUCAAAAAUGUUUAUUAUACAAUGCAUUUGGAAAGUAUUCAGACCCCUUGACUUUUUCCACAUUUUGUUACGUUACAACCUUGUUCUAAAAUUGAUUAAACUGUUGUGUUCCCCUAUCUACACACAAUACCCCAUAAUGACAAAGCAAAAACAGGUUAUCAAUUUUAGCAAAUAUGUAAAUGUGAUUUCUGUUUUUUAAAUUUGAUAUAAGUAUUCAGACCCUUUACUCAGUACUUUGUUGAAGCACCUUUGGCAGCGAUUACAGCCUCGAGUCUUCUUGGGUAUGACGCUACAAGCUUGACACACCACCUGUAUUUGGAGAGUUUCUCUCAUUCCUCUCUGCAGAUCCUCUCAAGCUCUGUCAGGUUAGAUGGGAAGCGUUGCUGCACAGCUAUUUUCAGCUCUUUCCAGAGAUGUUCGAUCAGGUUCAAAUCCGGGCUCUGGCUGGGCCACUCAAGGACAUUCAGAGAAUUGUCCCAAAGCCACUCCUGCAUUGUCUUGGCUGUGUGCUUAGGGUCGUUGUCCUGUUGGAAGGUGAACGUUCACCCCAGUCUGAGGUCCUGAGCGCUCUGGAGUAGGUUUUUGUACUUUACUCCGUUCAACUUUGCCUCGAUCCUGACUAGUUUCCCAGUCCCUGCCGCUAAAAAACAUCCCCACAGCAUGAUGCUGCCACCAUGCUUCACCGUAGGGAUGGUGCCAGGUUUCCUCCAGACCUGACGCUUGGCAUUCAGGACAAAGAGUUCCAUCUUGGUUUCAUCAGACCAGAGAAUCUUGUUUCUCAUGUUCUGAGAGUCUUUAGGUGCCUUUUGACAAACUCCAAGCGGGCUGUCGUGCCUUUUACUGAGGAGUGGCUUCCGUCUGGCCACUACCAUAAAGGCCUUAUUUGGUGGAGUGCUGCAGAGAUGGUUGUCCUUCUGGAAGAUUCUCCCAUCUCCACAGAGUAACUCUAGAGCUCUGUCAGAGUGACCAUCGAGUUCUUGGUCACCUCCCUGUCCAAGGCCCUUCUCCCCCGAUUACUCAGUUUGUCCGGGCGGCCAGCUCUAGGAAGAGUCUUGGUGGUUCCAAACUUCUUCCAUUUAAGAAUGAUGGAGGCCACUGUGUUCUUGGGGACCUUCAAUGCUGCAGAAAUGUUUUGGUACCCUUCCCCAGAUCUAUGCCUUGACACAAUCCUGUCUCGGCGCUCUACGGACAAUUCCUUCGUCCUCAUGGCUUGGUUUUUGCUCUGACAUACACUGUCAACUGUGGGACCUUAUAUAGACAGGUGUGUGCCUUUCCAAAUCAUGUCCAAUCAAUUGAAUUGACCGCAGGUGGACUCCAAUCAAGUUGUAGAAACAUCUCAAGGAUGAUCGAUGGAAACCGGAUGCACCUGAGCUCAAUUUCGAGUCACAUAGCAAAGGGUCUGAAUACUUAUGUAAAUAAGGUAUUUCUGUUUUUUGUAAUACACUUGCAAAAAUUUCUAAAAACCUGUUUUCGCUUUAUCAUUAUGGGGUAUUGUGUAUAGAUUGCUGAGGAAAAUGUAUUAUUUAAUCCAUUUUAGAAUAAGGCUGUAACGUAACAAAAUGUGGAAAACGUCAAGGGGUCUGAAUAUUUUCCGAAGGCACUAUAUAUUUCAAAUGUGUUUGUUUGCAGUCCUCCCAAUGACAAGAAGUCAUUCUGCUCCAUUGAAGGAGAGUGGAAUGGAGUGAUGCACGCUAAGUGGGCAUCUGGGGUGAGUUCAGUUUGAAAAUGUGAUCUCUGCUCGAUAUCAAUGAAUUUUUGUUUUGUUUUUGUUUUUUACCUCAAACACUGAAGGUUGACCUCUUACAUUAAAAUCAAAAUAGAAAGUGUUAAUAUUUUAAUAGACACUUUCAACCCUAACUUACUAUCUCUUGAAUCCAGGAAAACUCCUUGUUCAUUGACACAAAGAAAAUGGGCUGUAUCAAGAAGAAGGUGAGGAAGUUGGAGGACCAGCUGGAGUAUGAGUCCCGCAGGUGAGAAGCCUCUCUCUUUGUAUUUUCAUGGCCACAGAAGUGCAUUAAUAAGUAGCUGUUUUUCAUUUGUUCUGUCCAGUCCCCUUUCUGUUGAUGUGGGGGUAGUAGCUCCUGUCAUGGCAUACAGUUUAAUUGGGCUAUCAAUCCAACCAGGCAUAAAAUAAUCUGAUUUAACAAUAUAUUUAUUUUGUUUGGUCUGAAACCUCAAGUCCCUGUUUGUGUUUUACCCUCAGCCUGUGGAAGGAUGUGACGGUCAGCCUGAAGUCGAGAGACAUCGAUGCAGCAACGGAAGCAAAGCACAGGCUGGAGGAGAAGCAGAGGGGGGAGGCCAGGGAGAGGAAGGAAAACGAAAUGCAGUGGGAAACUAGGGUGAGUGUGCCUAUUCUUAUCACACAUCUCCAGAGCCCUGACAGCAAUAUUAACGGCCACCAGUCCAUAUCAAGGUUAAUAGUUCACAGUAAUGAUGAUUGUACAUAGUUUAAUAUGUAGAUGGAAAGUAUAUGACUCAUAGGGUGCCUCGCUUACUUGUCAAAAUAUUUGUGUUAAUUGCAGAUGCAAAUGUUAACCUGUACCUUUCGAUUUUUGAAAGAAGUAUUGUAGUCCCCACUGAUUAAGUCUCUGUUUACUCCCUGCAGUUGUUCCAUGAGGAUGGAGAGUGCUGGGUCUACGAUGAGCCUCUACUGAAAAGAACUGGAUCACAGAGGCACUGAGGCCACAGAUACAGAUCUCGGAGUCUUAAUAAGAACUCUUUUUCGAACCACUUCUUAUCCAAGCCUUGGAAUGACUGAUGAUUGAACAUGUACACAGCUUUGCAUUUUCAAAGUUAAAAUGGAAUGAAAUUAAGAAGAAACAUCUACGAUGUAAAAAAGAAUACUCCUUGUUUUCGCCAACCCCACCGCCUCCACCUCUCCAUCCCCUAAACGACUAAAAGAAGCAUAAUAACAAAACCAGUACCGAUGCCCUUCGGCUACACAAACAAGCCCUCACAAUCUGGCAGGAGGAUCCCACGAGGGUAUGUCCUUUUCCCCGAGGGGGAGGGUGUUUUGAUUGAACAAUCCUUGAAAAACAGCGUUCUAUAUCUCAGGGAAACUGGUGACUGAGGAAUGAAAGCUGUACCUCCGGGAGUUUGACAGCCUUAUGGUGGAAUCACAAGGGGGAGAACUUGGCUUGCCUACAACUAGCUACAGCUGUUUAUAUAUAGAUACAUAUGAUGAAUAUAUAUAUUCUUUUUUAUUUCCUUUCUCUUUCCUUAUGGCAAUAGUAAAUAUUUGAGGAUAUGAACUCUAUGGCAACACAUCAGGAAUCAUUCCAUUUCCCUUCUACAUUUGUCCCCUCUCAAGUUCGUCGACAUUGCCUUUCCCCAUGUACUAACUCCACCAUCUAGUGUGUGUUUAUCUUCUCAAGAGGACCAGAAGAACCCAAUAAGUAUGCAUUUGCAAGAUAGACGGAAGGUGGAGUCGAGGAAGAGGACUUGUCUCCAUGUUGAUUAUUUUCCCUUUUGGCAUUUAUGAACAAAUGUAUGUUUUUUUGUUUUGUUUUUCAGAUGAUUGGGUAACAUGUUAAGGAGCUUUAAUGAGAGUAGGUUUUAUUGAGUGCUGCUAGAAUGUCCAAAUUUGGUUGAGGGUGCAAAAUGUGCUUUCCAAUUGUUGUUCAAUAGGAAAGCAUAUAAUGGUCUCAUGUCUGCUUUUAAAAUAAGGGUUGAUUCCCCAUUCAGUUCAACAUCAGUUUAACCUCAGUAAGCUGAUGUUUGGAUAAGUACCUAAAAUAAAAUAUAGAUUUUUCACUUGAGCAUAUGAAUCAUUAUAUAUGUUUCUGGAUAUUCUUCAGCGAACCCAUUACGUACAAUAUUGUCAGCUAAAGUCAUCUGUUCAUGUUUCCCUCAGAAGACGUUUUAUCAGUAAGCAAGGCCAGGUUAUACAGUACAUGAAUUUACAUUUUGGUCAGUGGAAAGGAGUUGUGAUACAGCGACCGAAACCAUAUGUAGCAAUAUAGAGCACAUUCCUGCUGAAUACACGCAUGCAAUGAUUGCCUGUGGUGAAAAACUCAAAUUCAGGUGGAUUUUCAUCCUAUUCUCUCUAAAGUAGGUAAAUACUGUAUAUUCUAAUAAAAUAGAAUUUACAGAGGUUACAAACUUAAAAGCCAUUAUUUUUUCAUGUUAUGUCUUUGUAAAUUAAUAUUGAAUUGAGGCCUUGCCAUACAUUUCCACAUCACUCAGUAUCGCUUCAAACGAGCAAUCAAAACAAAAUGUAUUUUUUAUUUCCUUCAAAUCAUAACCAUUGAUUGUAUCACAUUUUCAUGUUUAUUGAUGCAUAUUAUUAAAUCUCCCUGAGUUUA
This is a messenger RNA of Coregonus sp. 'balchen', 25877 nucleotides long. Lineage: Eukaryota; Metazoa; Chordata; Actinopteri; Salmoniformes; Salmonidae. The record is from the annotation of a GenBank genome assembly.